AUAGCCCCCCCCUCGCGAGGUGCCUGCGCUCCGUGUCCUCCAGGGCAGCUCAGGUGAGGCUGACUCGCGGCGUUUCCACACCUGUCUCCUCCACCUGUGUGCGCGCACACAGACGGGCACCUCGGAGCUUCUGCUGAAACGCGAGCCUCUGCGGGAGGCUGCAGGUAACAGGUGCGCUAUGCUCGCCUGAGAGGCCAGGGGAGAGUUGUCUCGGCCGGCACACACCUGCCCCAGCUAUGGAAAAAGGUCUUCCUGGGCUUGGCCGCUGCUCCUGCGCAUUCUGGCUGGCGGUGGCCUUCGAUAUCUUCGGGCUGGCGGUCCUGCUAGUGGGGGUGUUCGGGGACCUGUUCUUCUACGACUUCCUCAUCUACGCCGGCGCGAUCAUCAUCUUCCUCAGCCUCAUCUGGUGGGUGUUCUGGUACACGGGCAACAUCGAGGUUCCCCCCGAGGAGCUGGAGGACGACGUGGGGCUGCUGAAGAAGGAGAGGGGGCUGGCCGGGCUGGUGAGGCGGCUCUCCAGCCGGCUCUCCAACGGGAUCAGGAGCUCCUUCCGAGGGAGGGCAAGACCCAACGGGCACGGCGGGGGGCCGAGGGGCACGGAGCUGCAGACACCAGUGGUUCUGCCCAUGGCCCCGGCUGAAGGCAGCUUGCACACCGUCUCCGCCACUGUCGCUAGUGAGGCGGCAUCUAGCCCAGCUACAGCCACCGAAACAACGCCAAUAUAGCCCCGCUAACAAGGUGUGAUGUUAAGAACAGGGGAACCCAGAGGAACUAACAGGCAAAACACACUCCAGCGAAUGAAAGACUAUCUGGCUUGUUUUUGUGAAAUGGAGUUCAAAUCUCUUUUCAUCCACCGAGCCCUGUUUGUCUGGCCUGCUUUCAACCGAACAAAGGACUCCAGCCGGCACUGCUGAAGGAUUGAACUGAUUUUUACCUGACUGAAAGUUUGUUCUUCUUUACUGGAAAUCCUAGUAUUUCGGAAGCAAGAAGCACAGACUCAUUUUAUGUCUGCUGCAUCAAAUGUUCGACGUUUGUUUUGUUUUAUUGAAUAGAAUGUUGUUUUUUUUACAAAAGGACUGUUUCUAAGCAAAACCAGGUCGAAACAUGGUUUAAAAUGAUUCAAUGAAACAAUGUUCGAUAGAAGGAAUAAUUAUCCGGGAACUUUUAAUUAAAAAAAACAAACAUAAAUCAUCAAGGCACAUCCAACUUGUAUCAAUGUGGUAUGGCUUAAUACAUGAUGGAAAUACAUCUCUUUAUAUUGAGAAUGCUCCUAGAUUAAAAUCAGAGUCCUUCCUGAACAGUAAAGCUCUCCACACCUUUUCUUAUUGUGAUAAGCCUCUGUCAAACAGACCUUUGUACACUGUAAACACAGUUUUCAUUUGCAAGACUCUGUUUUAUCUUUGCAUUUGUACCUGGGCUCUCUCUCUCUAUAUAGAAAUAUCUCUGGAAAGUGACUUGCCUGGACUAUUCGACUUAACAUACAAUAUACAGACUGCUGGGUUCACUGCCAGAAGCAAUAACAUAGUUGAAUAACAGCAAUGUUUAAAGCAUAAGAAUCACGUCUUCUAUCUAUGUGUUGAAAACAGCACAUCUGUCACAGUCCAGCUCAGUUCAUUCCCAGUCCGAAGCCCUGGUUAGUUUCACAAUUACGUGAGCAAAAGGGUAGCAGAGACUGUUCACGGUUGUCAGAAGGUUAACAAGCUGCUUAUAAUGUGCUUUACACAAGAUCAACACAACAUCAGUUUUAAGAUAAUCUAGCAAUGAUAGUCUUCUAAAUGUGUUCCUGUAUUCAUACUCAUGUCAUUCAUAUUAAAUCUGUUACAGCAGCUGA
Messenger RNA from Lepisosteus oculatus (spotted gar), 1831 nucleotides. RefSeq names its product transmembrane protein 238. NCBI's taxonomy places the organism in Eukaryota, Metazoa, Chordata, Actinopteri, Semionotiformes, Lepisosteidae. The record is from RefSeq and is a predicted model, not a curated record.